Pocillopora damicornis (cauliflower coral) is the source of this 1023-nucleotide messenger RNA. RefSeq names its product adenosine receptor A1. Gene Ontology annotation, biological process: G protein-coupled receptor signaling pathway. Gene Ontology annotation, cellular component: plasma membrane. The record is from RefSeq and is a predicted model, not a curated record. Gene Ontology annotation, molecular function: G protein-coupled receptor activity. NCBI's taxonomy places the organism in Eukaryota, Metazoa, Cnidaria, Anthozoa, Scleractinia, Pocilloporidae.
AUGGGCCCUGGUCCUACAGUUCCGACUCAAAGACCAUUUCACAGUUAUUCGUCUUUCUUUUUGGCUCAUAUAGUCAUCGACUUCGUCAUCUCUACGCCAGCAAUUCUUUCAAACGCCAUUCUACUUAUUACCAUCUUCAGAGAUUCUCGUCGGCAGAAGCAACUAUGUAAGUCAUCAUUUACACUUCUUGUAAUGAACUUAAGUCUGUGUGAUUUCAUCUCGGGAGCUGUUCCUGGAUGCGGGAGCCUGUACUACGAUUAUAUGAUAUUCCACACCAGAACUGAUGAAAAACUUGUGGGAAUCCGAGUCAUGAUAAUAACCACUGGCAUUAUAACAAAUGUUGUUGGAUCAUGUACUGUAAUGGCGAUGUCAUUUGAUCGUUUGUUUGCAAUGGAAUCACCUCUGCGAUACAAAACGCAAGUUGACGUUGCUAAAAAGAAAACGAAAAUUUUCAUCAUAGCGGUUUGGAUCUAUGCCUUGCUCUUUGUUGGUCUUUCUCGUAUCGGAAUUUCUCAGGAAAUUUCAACUUUGCUAUAUUGUCAUCUUCACCUAUCCCUUCCGUUAAUCAUUCUCGCUGUGGUUUUCUGGGAAUCGUAUCACGCUCUCCGCUUGCACACAAAUCAAGUGAGAACUUUGUCUCCUACAGAUGAACCGAUGUUCUACGCGCACAGGAAAAGGGAAAGAAAAGUUUUAAAGGCAAUUCUCAUCGUGCUGGCUUUGUUUUACUUAACAUUUACGCCGCAGUUUAUAGCUCUCAACAUAACCUUUUUUCGUCCACGAAUGAAAACUGAGGUUGGCUUUCGAUCCUUUCUUUACACCGCAAAUAAGAUUCUUUUGAUAAGCAGUAGUAUUAAUCCUUUUAUCUACGCAUGGAGAAUCCCGAAAUACAGAAGAGCCUUUAAGGCAAUUUUUAAAAGGGGCAGUAUGUCUAAUCAACAAAUCAGUAAUAUUGCUUCUCUUACCAUUUCAUCACGCGAUGCACGAUCGGAAGGUUCUUUGGAUACAAGUGUUGUUAGUGAAUGA